AAAUGAAUGAUUCUGAACACAUGAAACUAUGGAUGUUUAUAUCUAAAUGUCAAUUCUGGGUUAUUCUAAUCACAGUUCUCAUUUCCUUAUUAUUAGUGGCCAAAGCAUUUUACAAUUUAAUGAAACGGAAAAGAUCAAAUUAUUUUGUUUUUCUUAUCAGUAUAAUAGCUGCAAAUGUGUUAACUCUGCUGAUAAUUCUUUUUGAUAUUUUCAACUUUUCAUUCAAAGGAACUCUCGUGUGCAAACUUGAACUAUUUAUCUCAAAUAGUGCAGCAUGCUUCAUAAACUGGAUCUGGUUAUGCUUAUUCACUCAACGAUUUUUUAUACUUUUCUAUCCUAUGAAGAGGUCUUCAAAAGGUUUUUUUGGAUUUAUGAGGUCUGGAAAGAAGUUGAUUCUGGCAACUGCUUGCUUUGCAAUUCUGACGCAGAGUUGGUCAUUGAUAUUUAUCGAAGAAGUUACAAUGAUGGCUGAUGAUUUCCAAUUGAUUGGAGUAUGUGAGCGGGAUGUGGAUAUUAUGAGUGAUUUUGGUUAUCGAAUUCUGGCAAUCGGAGAAGCUUUUGUCACCUAUGCAUUCCCGUUUCUUUUCACAAUUGUCAUGGAUAUUGCUGUACUUUAUCAAUCAGCUAAUUCAAGCUUCGUCGUAAUGUCAGCUGAAAAUAUCCGAUCAGAACAUAACACCCUUCUUCAUGUAAAUGAAACAGUUAAAAUACAAUCAUCUCAAUCAAUAAAACAAUCAAAUCGUCGACGGCAUCAAGCUGUCAGAAGAUGUCUAAUGAUGGCAACAAUUCAAGUUUCUCUAAAUGCUCCAUACUAUACACUUCAAUUAUGUGAUGAAAUAUUCAGUUUGAGGAAUUCAACAUCUUUGUAUUUAUAUUUGGAUGCAAUUUUGUAUUUUAUAUAUCUCCUUCAAUUUUCCAUGAUCUAUUGCUAUACGAAUCUACUGGUUGCUCCAAGAGGAAAAAGUUGUCGACAACCUAACAAGAUGCCUUUGAGUUGCACAACAAGCCUUCGAAGUGAAUACACAACGGUUUAAUACACUCGAUGUCAUUUCAAUUUUCUGUGAUCUCCAACAAAUUUGAUUUCUGCAUAUUGUGAUAAACAUAUACUAUUUAAAAAGUGAAACUUGAAGAUAAAAUAAUUUUUCUUGCUUUUCUCGAACAUAUAUAAACUGCUAUUAUUCGUUUUGUUGUGUAGAAGGUUUUAAUUGAGAAUUUAAAAAUAUAUAUUUACUCUUUGAAAAU
This is a messenger RNA of Caenorhabditis elegans, 1242 nucleotides long. It is a transcript of the gene npr-45, whose product is annotated as G-protein coupled receptors family 1 profile domain-containing protein. The coding region runs from base 3 to 1034 and encodes 343 amino acids. Gene Ontology annotation, cellular component: membrane. The transcript is spliced from 6 exons. The record is from RefSeq and is marked reviewed. Gene Ontology annotation, biological process: G protein-coupled receptor signaling pathway; signal transduction. Gene Ontology annotation, molecular function: G protein-coupled receptor activity. Lineage: Eukaryota; Metazoa; Nematoda; Chromadorea; Rhabditida; Rhabditidae.